Impatiens glandulifera is the source of this 1623-nucleotide messenger RNA. RefSeq names its product sugar transport protein 14. Lineage: Eukaryota; Viridiplantae; Streptophyta; Magnoliopsida; Ericales; Balsaminaceae. Gene Ontology annotation, molecular function: monosaccharide transmembrane transporter activity. The transcript is spliced from 4 exons. Gene Ontology annotation, cellular component: membrane. The record is from RefSeq and is a predicted model, not a curated record. Gene Ontology annotation, biological process: monosaccharide transmembrane transport. The coding region runs from base 66 to 1604 and encodes 512 amino acids.
UCUUCUCUAUAUUAAUAUUAUUAGUCGGAAAGUGAGAGCUCCGGCAAAAGAGGAGAGAGAAGAUAAUGGCCGGAGGAGGUUUUGCAAACGUAGGAGGACAGAAGAGGGCUGAACAGUACAAACAUAAGAUCACUGGAUAUUUCAUUUUUGCUUGUAUUGUUGCAGCCAUGGGUGGUUCUCUCUUUGGAUAUGAUCUUGGUGUUUCUGGUGGAGUGACCUCCAUGGAUGAUUUCUUAAAAGAAUUCUUUCCGAAGAUCUACGAGCGAAAGAAGGCUCAUCUCAACGAGACAGAUUACUGCAAAUACGACAGUCAAAUUCUCACACUCUUCACUUCCUCUUUAUACAUCGCCGCCCUUGUUUCCACCUUCGGAGCUUCCUACGUUACCAGAAACAAAGGCAGAAGAGCCAGUAUCCUUGUCGGAUCCAUCAGCUUCUUCCUCGGAGCAAUCGUCAAUGCUUUCGCCAAAAACAUACCCAUGCUCAUCAUCGGCCGAAUCUUUCUCGGCUUUGGAAUUGGAUUCGGAAAUCAAGCAGUUCCUCUGUACCUGUCGGAAAUGUCGCCGCCGAAAGUGAGAGGAGCAGUUAACCAGCUGUUCCAGCUAACAACCUGUCUAGGAAUCCUCAUAGCGAAUUUCAUCAAUUACGGAACAGAGAAGAUUCAUCCAUGGGGAUGGAGAUUAUCUCUUGGUUUAGCCACCGUGCCAGCCACGUUAAUGUUCGUCGGCGGUCUAUUCCUCCCGGAGACACCCAACAGUCUUGUAGAACAAGGAAGAUUGGAAGAAGGAAGAAAGGUAUUGGAGAAAAUCAGAGGUACUCAAGAAGUAGACGCUGAAUUCAGCGAUCUUCUAGACGCCAGCAAAGAAGCGCAAGCGAUUAAGAAUCCAUUUAGGAAUUUACUAAAACGCAAGAACCGACCGCAAUUGAUCAUAGGCGGUUUGGGUAUUCCUGCGUUUCAACAGCUAACAGGAAUGAACUCUAUUCUGUUUUACGCCCCUGUUAUAUUUCAAAGCCUUGGAUUUGGUUCAGGCGCGUCUCUUUAUUCUUCAACUAUUACAAGUGCAGCUUUAGUAGCAGCUGCAUUGAUUUCCAUGUCUUUGGUUGAUAAAUUCGGCAGGCGAGCUUUCUUUCUUGAAGCCAGCGUGGAAAUGAUUCUUUGUCUAGUUGCGGUGGCGAUUACAUUGGCUUUGAAAUUUGGAGAAGGGAAAGAGCUGCCAAAGGGGGUUGGAGUUUUUCUGGUGGUGGCUAUAUGUAUAUUUGUGUUGGCUUAUGGGAGGUCAUGGGGGCCAUUAGGGUGGUUGGUUCCUAGUGAGCUUUUUCCAUUGGAGACGAGAUCGGCAGGUCAGAGUGUGGUGGUUUGUGUGAAUAUGAUCUUCACGGCUUUGAUUGCACAGUGUUUUCUGGUUUCACUUUGUCAUCUUAAGUAUGGGAUAUUCUUGCUAUUUGCUGGUUUGAUCAUGAUUAUGGCUACUUUUAUCUACUUUCUGUUGCCGGAGACCAAACAAGUGCCGAUUGAAGAAGUGCAUUUCUUGUUUGAAAAUCACUGGUUCUGGAAGAGAUACGUCGUCGCCGCCGAUGAUGAUCGGAAACCUGCACCUUAUGUCUAGAUCUCUUCUUUAUAGUUUG